Eurytemora carolleeae is the source of this 1130-nucleotide messenger RNA. It is a transcript of the gene Gem2, whose product is annotated as gem-associated protein 2. The record is from RefSeq and is a predicted model, not a curated record. Lineage: Eukaryota; Metazoa; Arthropoda; Copepoda; Calanoida; Temoridae. Bases 33 to 1016 code for a protein of 327 amino acids. The transcript is spliced from 7 exons. Gene Ontology annotation, cellular component: SMN complex; nucleus. Gene Ontology annotation, biological process: spliceosomal snRNP assembly.
CUUAUAAACAUGACGUUUUAUUUCAGAGUAAAAUGACGACUAUCAAGUUUUCUUCGUCAUUGUCCGGAGAUCCUGAAGAUCUACUGCAGCAGGCUGUUCACAUCUCAGAUGGAGAUACAGAUGAAGAAACAGGGCCCCCGUUGGAUGGAAUGGCAUAUUUAAAACAAGUUAUUAAGGAGAGACGACGGAUCCCUGGCACAGUUACAGCAAUGAUUGAUCCUGUUAGAAUACAGAAACCUGUGACAGGAUCCUCUUUCUUCAUUGGUUCGUCUAGAUCCAAACCUUCAGUGUCUGCUGAUAACUGUCCGAGUGUGAGGUGGCAGAACCAACAAACAGCCGAGUUUAGUGAUGUCAGGUUGAAGUUGGCCAGGCAUUGUAAACUUCUAAGAUCUAAGGGAGAGAGUAUCCAGACAUUAAAGUUACCGGAUAAAGAAAAUGAGAUGCUCUGGUGUCUAUUCCUCUACGGAUCAUCAGUAUGGAAACUGGUUGUUGAAACUAGGAAAACAUUGGAGGAGGAAGAAUCUAAUGACGAGGACGAUAAAUUAGAUAAGGACGGGAAAGACGAGAAGGAAAAGAAGGAUAAGGAGAAUGAUGAAGAUUCUGCUCAAAUCCUGUCAACGGUUCUGGAGAAAAGUAAAUAUGGAACUGAACCCAAUCUCAAGGUUGUUCUAUCUAUGCCAGUUCACUUGGUAGAACGGAUUCUAGAAUAUCAGGUGGCCUGGUUACAGUUAACUGGCUGGAGAGCUGAGUAUGGGGCCUGGAUCUACUCCCUGCUCUCCAGGAUUGAGAAACCUUUAAAUCCAGAUCUUGGGUCCGUUCUAAGAGAUCUUGCUCUGUUUUGCAGCCAGGAGAGGAAUAAGCUCUUGGAAAAAUCCGCGAAAGAAUCCAAAGAAAAUCACGAAAAUAAGGAUGGAGAAGAACAGCCUGGUGAUAAAGACAUAGCGGCAUUUAAUCUGUUUAUCUGUCUAGUUUCCAGAUACUUUGACCAGGCUGACCUCGCUGAUACAUCCUCAUGACCUCCCUAAGGGUGACCUCAAAAAUACUACUUUAUGACCUCCCUAAGGGCACCCUCAUAACCUUCCUUCUACCCGCAAACAGGCUACCAAACCAAACUGUGAUUUUUUUCAGAA